CAUUUUUUUCUCUAUCAAGGCCCCGUUAUACUGCACAAAUAAUAUUGGAUGAGUGGCUUUCCACUAAGAAAACUGACUUCCCCUCUCCCAGAAGCUGACAAGGCCAGUAGCUCCUUAGUUAGGGGUGGGACUUUCUGUCAAACUCCACUCUGUGCUGGGAUGUGGUCUAGCUUGGGCUAACACAGCCCGUCUGCAUGCUGUCUUAACUACUAUAAGUUUAUUUGUGCAGCAGCCUCAAUGUGUCCAGAAGACAGGGUUACUUUGUAGAUAUCCCCUGCCUCUGGCUUACACUUUUUAUGCCUCCUCUUCUGAAAUGAUCCCUCAGCCUUCGGAAGAGGGAGUGUGUUCCUUUUAAAAUAAAAUUAUGUGUACAUGUCUAUGCGUUGUUGUGAACUCAGACAUGGUGGCACAUACCCUUAACCUCCACAUUAAGGAGACAGAGGCAGGUGUAUCUUUUUAUUUUUAAUUUUUUUAAUUAGGUAUUUUCUUCAUUUACAUUUCCAAUGCUACCCCAAAAGUCCCCCAAACCAUCCCCCGACUCCCACUUCUUGGCCCUGGCAUAGGCAGGUAUAUCUUUAUGAGUUCUAGGUUAGCCUGGUUUAUAUUAUUCCAGACCAACUAGGGCUACACAUUGAGACCCUGUUCCAAAACAAAAACCACAAACAAACAAGCAAAAACCUAAAGGCUGGUGAGAUGGUUUAGUGGAUACAGGUGUCUGCUUUUAAGCCUGGUGACUUGAGUUCCAUCCUUGGGGUCCACAGUGGAAAAAGAAACCUGACCUCUGCAGGUUGUCUAUGUUACAUCCCCAAGUAACUGCAAUAGAUUCUUCAUUGAUAAAAGUUUAACAAAAAAGAAAAAACAGAACAUAAAAUGAACAACUCAUGUCUGAGUAUGUAAUAGAUCAGCAACACCUCAAUACAGUUCCUCAUGUUGUGUGGCCCCCAACCAUAACAUUAUUGUGUUGCUACUUCAUAACUGUAAUGGUGCUACUGUUAUAAAUUGUAAUGUAGACAUCUGAUAUGCAGGAUAUCUGAUCUGUAAACCUGGAGAAAGGGUCACUUGAUGAUCUGUAAGCCUUAGGACCCACAGGUUGAGAACCUCUGCAAUAGUGUGGUGCAGGGCUUCACUAGGGAAGACGCCUUAGGUUCCAUUUCCUAGCAUCAUGAGAAAAGUGUUCUCUUCUUCAGUGUCUUCUGUCUGCCAUCAUUCAUAUAUAUAUAUAUUCUCUUUUGAAGAGUCUGUGUAUCUCUGGAUAGACUGCAAGUCUUUUUUUUUUUUUUUUUUUCCUUUUUGGUUUUUCAAGACAGGGUUUCUCUGUGUAGCCUUGACUGUCCUGGAACUCACUCUGUAGACCAGACUGGCCUCAAACUCAGAAAUCCGUGUGCCUCUGCCUUCCGAGUACUAGGAUUAGAGGCAUGCGCCACCACGCCUGGCUUGUGUGGAACAGGCUAGCACAGACCUUGUAGUGAUUCUCCGGACUCUGCCACUACACCCAUCCUACUAUCUUUAUUUUUACUGCAGUGUUGGGGAUUGAAUUUAAGCCCCAGAUACAUUACUCUGUUUUAAAAUUCAGGAGUAGGAAGGUAUGGGUGGUGCAUGCCUUUAGUCUCAGCACUUGAGAGACAGAGGCAGGUGGAUCUCUGAGUUCAAGGCCACUUUGAUCUACAGAGUGAGUUCCAGGACAGCCAGAGCGACAUAGUGAGACCUUGUCAACUCAAGAGAGUCCUUUCAGGUAAGAAUUUGUGAUUCUAGUGGGUUCUAGUACUCACUAGUUUUUAUAUUAUACAAGACUAGCUUUUGUUAUUCACCUAGCCCCUGCUGCCAUUGAGUUAGCAAUUUUAAAGGUCCCUCUUUUACAAAUCACAUAGCCAGAAUAUUACUCUCUGGCUCUCGGAGAGUGCUCAUUCAUUCGAUACUAUGGAGACAAAGUCUAUGCUGCACAAUAUUGUACUUAUUAGCAAGCUGCAUGUGAUUUCUGAGUUCAUUAAACAUUUCUGGUUGACUGAAAUGUGGAAUAAGUACAAAAUAAGUAUUUUAAAACUUUUAUCUACUUUUAUUUUUUACAUCCUAUGGAUGUUUUGCCUGCAUGUCUGUGCACCUCACGCAUGCAGUGCCUGCAGAAGCUAGAAUGCAUUAGAUCCUCCGUAGCUGGAGCUGUUAGUUGAACCCUGGUCCUGUCUAAGAGCUACACUCUCCACAAAUACUCUUAACCGCUGAGAUCUCUCUUCAGCCCCUAAACACUGGUUUCUGAAAAAGUAAGGGAAAACACCAAUCUUGGAUGAGUGUGGCAUUUCAGGACUUUAAUUCCUAGCACUUCGGAGGCAGAAGCAGGCGAUCUCUGGGAGUUCAGGCAUGUCAGGGUGACAGAGUGAAACCAUGUCUUAAAAAUGAAAUGGAUUAAUAUCGAUUACAAAUUAUUUUCUAAAAUUAAUGAAUUUUUAGAGACAUGUCCUGGAAUUCACUAUGUAGAUCUGGGUGGCCUUGCAAGAGAUCUACUUCUCUCUGCCUACCAAGUUCUGGGACUAAAGGCAUGAGCCACCACACCUGGCCUGAUUUGAAACUGAUGCGGUUAAAAAUACCAGUGAAAUCAAUUUUGUUAAUAAUGUAGCAAGUGGAACAUUUAAGUUGUACACUGUAGUUAGCCAUAUAUGUUUUUACUUGACAGAACUGAAUGCACCUCACGAAAAUUUCUCAAGGGCUUCGAGAGGUAAACAUUCUUCCCAAUUCUAUUGUCCUGCUCAUCCCUUGUGUUUCAUUCCUCCUUGUUGACCAGGAUUCGGUAAAUCCUUCUGCUUCAUUGCCAUAGAGCAGAGACACCCCUGGAAGUCCAGAUUCUGAGGAUGUAAGCAGAGGCCCGCGACCAGCAAGUGCAAAUCCUACUCCUGUGAGAUUCCAGUUGCAUGCCACAGCUAAACACCUUAGGUCUGUCUUUUUUCGCUCUCUUUUUUCCUCUCUCUCUCUCUUUCUUUCUUUCUUGUUUGUGCGUGGGCCUGUGACUUAUUUCCUAUUUUGGUCUCGAAAAUUGAUGGGGCGGGGCACCCGGGAUAAACUUUUCCGAGGAAGCAAAGUAAGUUUGGCAGACGGUAGAACGGAUGAAAAAAUUCCUGAAGGUAACCUGGAGGUGAGGAGGUCAAUUUCGGGCCUACCCACUCCAUCUCCAGCAAUUCGACACGAGGGGAAAAUGUCAGGGAAACGGAACCUGAGGUAAGCGGUUCUCGGUGCGAGGAGGAAGGAGCGAGCGCACAGCCCAAGUUUAGUUCAGCAGAGAGUCUGCCAUAAUAACUGUCCCCGGCGGGAGCAGACCACCGGCUGGCCGGCGUUCUUCGACUCCAUCAGAACAGUUGGCCUUCGCCCGGGUCUUUCCCGGCUCACCCUGAGCCGCGCCGCCGCCGCCGCCGCCAUCUUACACACGAUUAUCGCGAUACGUCCUCAGCCGUCAGUCGCCAGGCUCAUUUUCCAGCGAGUCUCUUUUCCACGGUUCUCGUCGGCGCCGAGGGAGGUAUCGCGAGAGUUGGUUGCCUUGGCUCCCUGUAGCUAUAGCAGCCGCGGCGGUUGAGGAUGCGACGGCGGGAGCGCUCUCUGGCACAGCUGGCUAUUCUCAUCUCAGAAGAAAGGAGAAGAGACUUUCUGAAGAUCUGGUAGAGAAGAUAGAAGAAAUUUGGAAUACAACCAAAAGGUACAGCAAGGAACAUCAACAGCAGCCCUACCGAGAACGCAGACAAACUUCUCGGCUUGUGGUGUCUCCUCAGUUGUUCAGAGCUUGAGUUUUGCUCGAGGAUGAUGAGACAAGGCACUAAGAGGGCAAGGAGGAGUGUGCUAGGUUCCUGCCACUUCCUCCGGGCUUCAGUCCACAAGAAGCAUUGUAAGAAGGGCUGAAGAACAAGCUGUGCUUGGUCCUGAAUACUGUUGACUUGAGGAUUCCAUCUGUUUCACCAGGCGUGUAGGGAGGCCGUUUUAGCAACAUAGCUUCCUUAGCAGUACUUAAAGACUUUUCUCUGCAUUGGUCAUGUGCCAAGUUACAUUUUGAACAUUGGGGCAGGUGAAGGAAGGACAGCUUUGGCACCUGGAUCUAAGGAGACACCUGAAUUCCCCGAGCUUACAGAUGUGAUGUUUGGGAAGAUCUAAACUCAGCCUUUAAUUGGAACAAUUUUCUGGAUUUUUUUUUUUUUUAAAGACUUCAAAAGGCACAGUUCCUUGCCUAUCAAAAAGACAUAAAGCCCCCCUUUCCCCCUUUGGGCUAAUGUGAACAAUAAUGUCUUGGAAAAGAAAUUACUUUUCUGGAAGCCGAGGUAGUGUUCAAGGGAUGUUCGCACCUCGGAGCUCAAUGUCCAUUGCCCCCAGCAAAGGCCUCAGCAAUGAGCCAGGGCAAAACAGCUGCUUCCUCAACAGUGCCCUGCAGGUUUUGUGGCACUUGGACAUCUUCCGCCGUAGCUUUCGGCAGCUUACAACUCACAAGUGCAUGGGUGAUUCCUGCAUCUUCUGUGCUCUCAAGGGCAUCUUUAACCAGUUUCAGUGUAGUAGUGAAAAAGUGCUUCCUUCCGACACUCUCCGCAGUGCUCUGGCAAAGACUUUCCAAGAUGAACAACGCUUCCAGCUGGGGAUUAUGGAUGAUGCUGCAGAAUGCUUUGAAAACCUCCUGAUGAGAAUUCACUUCCAUAUUGCUGAUGAAACCAAAGAGGAUAUAUGUACUGCUCAACACUGCAUAUCCCACCAGAAAUUUGCAAUGACAUUGUUUGAGCAGUGUGUGUGCAGCAGCUGUGGCGCCACGUCCGACCCGCUGCCCUUUAUCCAGAUGGUGCACUACAUCUCCACCACUGCCCUCUGUAACCAGGCUAUUUGUAUGCUGGAAAAGCGAGAGAAACCCUCACCAAGUAUGUUUGGUGAGCUGCUUCAGAAUGCCAGCACCAUGGGGGACCUGCGGAACUGUCCGAGCAACUGUGGGGAGAGAAUCCGGAUCCGCCGUGUCUUGAUGAAUGCACCACAGAUUAUCACGAUUGGUCUGGUUUGGGACUCAGAGCAUUCAGACUUGGCAGAGGACGUCAUCCACAGCCUGGGCACCUGCCUUAAGCUGGGUGAUCUGUUUUUCAGAGUGACAGAUGACCGGGCCAAGCAGUCUGAACUAUACUUAGUAGGAAUGAUCUGUUACUAUGGCAAGCAUUAUUCUACAUUCUUUUUUCAAACAAAGAUCCGCAAAUGGAUGUAUUUUGAUGAUGCUCAUGUCAAGGAGAUUGGUCCGAAGUGGAAGGAUGUGGUCACCAAAUGCAUUAAAGGGCACUAUCAACCCUUGCUGCUGCUCUAUGCAGACCCCCAGGGUACUCCAGUGUCUGCCCAGGACCUGCCUCCCCACGCUCAGUUCCUGCCAUACACCAAGACAUGCUACGAUAGUGAAGACUCAGGUUUUCUAAAAACCCCACAGUUUUUCACAGUGGCAGGCAAAGUGAGGGCUUCAGCAAGGGAGGGAGCCUUCCAUCUCAAGUGACACUCGAACAGAUUCCUCAACGGAGAGCUAUCCCUACAAACAUUUUCACCUUGAGUCUGUGGUCAGUCACUUCUCUUCAGAUUCUCAGGGGACAGUCAUCUAUAAUGUGGAGAAUGAUUCCGUGUCUCAGAGCAGUCGGGACACAGGACACCUGACUGAUAGUGAAUGUAAUCAGAAACACACAUCGAAGAAAGGGUCCCUGGUGGAGCGCAGGAGGAGCAGUGGCCGUGUUCGGAGAAAAGGCGAUGAGCCACAGGCCUCAGGGUACCACAGCGAAGGAGAAACACUGAAAGAGAAGCAGGCUCCUAGGAAUGCCUCUAAAUCCAGCAGCAGCAGCAGGCUAAAGGAUUUCAAAGAGACAGUCAGCAACAUGAUCCACAGCAGGCCUUCCCUGGCUUCUCAGACCAGUGCAGGAUCUCCCUGUGUAGGUAGGGCAGGAGACCAGCUAGACAAGAUACCACCAAGGAACUUCCCUUUACAGGCUCGGGGCUGGGAAACGGAGAGUACCAGUAGUGAGGCAAAAUCCAGUUCUUCCAGCAAGUACCGCCCAACAUGGAGACCUAAACGAGAAUCUCUAAAUAUUGACAGCAUUUUUAGUAAGGACAGAAGGAAGCAUUGUGGCUACACCCAGCUUAGGACCUUUCCUGAAGAUGCAGCUAAAGAAUUUACACCGGAUGAAGUAAGCAAGCCAACUGCUAAUGACAUUAAAGAUGGCGGAUCAAGGUCACAGCAUAAACUCUGGGGAACAGCUCGGCCAGGCUCUCAUCUUUUAGAGCAGCAUCCUCGCCUAAUCCAGCGGAUGGAAUCUGGCUAUGAGAGCAGUGAGAGGAACAGCAGCAGCCCUGUCAGUUUGGAUGCUGCCCCGCCUGACAGCGUGAAUGUCUACAGGGAUCAAAGCACAAAGAGGCCUGUUGGGUUUGUCCCUUCUUGGCGUCAUAUUCCAAAGUCUCACAGCAGUAGCAUCCUGGAGGUAGACUGUACAGCACCCAUGACCAGCUGGACAAAGACUCAACCUCUCUCAGAUGGGGAGGUCACCUCUAGAAGUGAAUUGGAUGAACUACAGGAAGAAGUGGUCAGGCGAGCCCAGGAACAGGAGCUGCGGAAGAAACGGGAGAAGGAAUUAGAGGCUGCUAAAGGCUUUAACCCUCAUCCCAGCCGCUACAUGGAUUUGGAUGAACUGCAGAAUCAGGUGCUGGCCCUUUCAGGGAGGAGUGACGGCUUUGAAAGGUCCUUGCAAGAGGCAAAUUCAAUAUUUGAAGAGUCGCUGCAUCUGGAACAAAAGGGAGACUGUGCUGCAGCUCUGGCUCUGUGUAACGAAGCUAUCUCUAAACUAAGACUUACCCUGCAUGAUGCCAGCUCUAGCACGCACAGCAGAGCCCUAGUCGAUAAGAAGUUGCAAAUCAGUAUUCGAAAAGCACGAAGCCUUCAGGAUCGCAUGCAGCAACAAGCAUCAUCGCAGCAGCCGGUGCAGCCCUCAGCCUCUCUCCCAUCACAGGGGGGCGCCCUCCCUCAGCCGACAAGUGAACAGCCUAUCACGCUCCAAGUAUUGUUAAACCAGGAGGCACAGCUGGAACCUUGCAAGGAUACAGAGCUUGGGGCCACUUCCUCUUUCUUCCACUCACCUGCUUCCUGCCCUGAGUUACACUCAUCACUCAUCCCAGAGUCACCUGUUUCAUCUGUUUCACAGCACAGUCCCCCUGGGACAUCUUCCUUGAAGCUUCUGACGUCUUUUGAGGUGGACAGCGUCAAUCGCUCUGCAUUCCACAGGCAGGGUUUACCUAAAGCAACAGGUAGAACUGAGAUGAACUCUCAACAUGAAUGCCUGCCAUUAGAUGCCCUUGAAGAUAGGCUCCAAGGCCACAGGGAGGACAACAGCUGUUGCAGCAAAUUCCCACCACGAGAAGGAAGAGACAUAGCUCAAGAUCAGCUGUUUGAAGGAAAAAAGAAUCCUGCUGAUAUAUCCAUGGGGAUGCCUUGGUCAUAUUCAACAGGAGAAGCCACUUCUGAGAGAGUUAUAUAUAGCCUAAAUAGUCCUUCAAGUUCAUCAGCUCAGCCUAGUAUUCCCCCUUACAGUUCCUGCCACCCCAUCACGUCUGCUGCUUCUUCACCUGUGCUUCAUGCUGCUGACCCCAUGCAGAAACUUAACCAACACGUUCAAGCCCAAAGUCUCCAGACUUCAUUGACUUCAAAAGUGGUCAGAAGCAGUGAGGAGCCCUAUAGGCUAGAGUUCCCCAGUACAAAAGGACUUGUCCGCUCAUUGGCAGAGCAAUUCCAGAAGAUGCAGAAUACUUCCACGAGAGAUGUUAUAGGUUCCCAGGAUAGAAGUUUGCCAAAUGGUGUCAGGAAGAGCUCUUCUCCUUCUGACUUUAUGCCUCCAUUAUCCCAGGGUCCAGGAAGAGAGCACUGUCGCUGGGUAAAACAACCCCGUUCCCCCGAUGGCAGGGAAAGACCGCCCUGCUGGGAAGACCCUGCAGCUCAUCCUCCUCUUUCCAUGGGCUCGGGGCUUCCUGAUGGUGAAACCUCGAGGACAGCACAGCCCAGGCUGGCUGAGCCAGAUAUGUACCAAGGAAAGCUACCCCAAGUGACAGAUAUUAGGUCCAAGGAGCUGGGUAGUAGUGUCAAUUUGGGGACUUCUUUGCCUUUGGAUUCUUGGGUAAAUGUCACAAGGCUCUGUGAUUCUCAGGUUAAACCCAGUGCCCCUGGGCCCGGAGACAAGUCCUCCUCCCAUGAUUCCCACCCACGUGCAACCUGCCUAGAAAGAAGUCCUAUCCUUUUGCAUCCACACUGGGACCAAGACACAGAGCAGGAGACCUCUGAACUGGAGUCUCUCUACCAAGCCAGCCUUCAGGCCUCUUCUCACACUGCCUAUUCUGAUUGGAGAUCACAGGAUGUGGCCUGGCAGCCACUUAGCCUAGCAGGCUCUGCAGAUGGCAUGGGAAGGAGACUGCACUCAGCCCCUGGGCUUGAUCUCUCAAAGCCUCUGACAGCAGAGAUGGAGCAUGUCCUUUAUGAACCGAGCACAGUGCCUGUCUCUCAGGAUUCAUCAAACGUGAGGAAAAAGACUUUGGAAACCGGGCACCAUUGUUCCAGCUCCUCUUCCCUCCCUGUCAUCCAUGAUCCUCCUGUAUUUCUCCUUGAUCCUAAACUCUACCCUCCCCAACCACAGUUCCUGUCCCCAGAUGUCCUGAUGCCCAGCAUGGCAGGGGAGCCCUAUAGACCCCCAGGAACUUCAAGGAGUGUCCACCAGUUUCUGGCUAUGUGUGACAGGGAUGAAACUCCCCAAGGGGUCAAGUACACAGGAAGGACUUUGAACUACCGAAGUCUACCUCAUCGUUCCAGAACUGAUGCUUCCUGGGGACCAGGGUCAGAGACCAACCAGCACAUUGGGGCCAGAGUCCUAACUAUGCCAGCAUGCAAGCCUCAGCUAACCUACACUGCCACACUACCAGAAAGACACCAGGGCCUUCAGGUUCCACAUGCUCAGUCCUGGGGGAAUCUUUUCCACUCACCCUCCCAUCCUUCUGCUGUUCACCCAGGGUCCCCACCAUCCAGCAAUCUUCAUGUACCCCUUAGGUCAACUUGGAAUUCUGGUCCUGUUCUGGGGUCCCGAACACCUGGUCCACGAAGAAUAGACAUGCCCCCAGAUGAUGACUGGAGACAGAGCAGUUACCCCUCCCAGGACAGACACAGGAGCCCAGGAGAGGAAAGAAUUAUGUUUGCUCUAUCAAAUGCUGCUGGAAGAGAGCAGAACAGGGUGAGAUUUCUACAGCACAGCAGGUGGUAAGGGCCACCCUAACCUGCCCUGGAGCUACACCUUCAUCCAUAAAACUGUACGGCGGCGCAGUGACACCUUGUUUCCUGCCAGUUAUGCCAGUCUCAUCUCAACAGACUUGGCCAUUUCAUUCCAGGCACCAUAUGCCUGUAAUCCCAGUAGUUGGGAGGUAGAGAUUGGGGAAUCAGCAUUUCAAGGCCAGAGACUGGGGUAAAAAGAGACUGUUUGUUGUUGUUGUUGUUUUGUUUUAAAGAACAGAACCACAACAACAAAGAAGACAUUGAUUUUUUUUUCCCCUAAGGGUGUUUGCUGCUUUGAGAGGGAAUAUUUGAAAUUCCAGCUUUAGAGUUGGGGAUGUAGCUCAAUUGGUAGCGUGUUUUUGUAACAUGCACAUCAGCCAUGGUUCUAUCCUUAGAAGUGUGUGAAACUGACCAUGGUGGUGCACAACUGUCAUCCUAGCACUUGGGAGACAGAGGGAGGAGGAUCAGAAGUUCAGGGUUAUCCUUGGCUACAUAACAAGUUCUAGACUAGUCUGGACUACUUUAGUUCUGGUUCUUUUGGCCCCAUCUCCAUCAGAGCCCUCAUCUUCUGGUCCUACUAUACUCCCAACUUACACUCUUUGUUUAUCCACCUGUCCAUAUUACUUAACAUUCUUUCUUCCCUAUUUCGUAUCAAUGGAAAAGGGGUAUUUAUCCCCAUAGUCAGGAUUCUGACCACGUCCUUAAGGGAAGCCCAACUGCCCAGGUAUUAUGGCCUGUCAGCCUUCCUUGUGACUCAGACUUUAGGCCUAGAAUGUGGAGCUGCCAAUACACUGUUUGCCCUUCUGAACAGAUGGAGUUGGGCACACUAACACCCCUCCUGUCCUUAGCAGCAGAGCCAUUACUACCACUGCUCACUCACCCUUGUAAACUCUCAAGAGUCAGCUAAAGUAUUUUAGGGCAAAGCAUACUGGUUUUGUAAAGUAUUUUUCAUUAAUAAAUCUAUAAGAUAGUUGUAUUUAA
This is a messenger RNA of Mus musculus (house mouse), 10252 nucleotides long. It is a transcript of the gene Usp54, whose product is annotated as ubiquitin specific peptidase 54. The coding region runs from base 5850 to 9263 and encodes 1137 amino acids. Gene Ontology annotation, molecular function: K63-linked deubiquitinase activity; cysteine-type deubiquitinase activity. The transcript has 23 exons. Gene Ontology annotation, biological process: protein deubiquitination. The record is from RefSeq and is a predicted model, not a curated record. Lineage: Eukaryota; Metazoa; Chordata; Mammalia; Rodentia; Muridae.